AUGCCUCCAAGAACCAACAGAAAGAAGGCUUCCUCUUCAAAGGAAUCUGCUCCACAAACACCGAAAAGAAAAUCAAGAAACGAAGAAGAAACUUCCUUCACCCCUGCUGGCACACCUAGUCAAUCACUCUCUGAAUCAUUGUUUAGUUUGUCAGCAAGUCAAGCACAAUUGUCUCAAUUUUUGGAUGAAGGAGAAGAGGUUUCAGAUGUCUUGUCAGGAGCAUAUAUUUCUGAAAGUAUUGCCAGUGGAGAUUUCACUGGUAGAAUGAAGAAAGUUGCUGAUAUUCUGAAAGGAAUGGGUCAAUUGGCCACUCCGGAAGAUGCUCCUUGGGAUGAAUUAUUUCUAGCCAAUUUAAUUGAUAAAAAGAUUAUUUCAAACAGAUCAGAAGAGGUAAAAGUCUAUGCCGCUCGUACAAUUGUAGAUGUUUUGAGAGUGACAGCACCAGACUGUCCUUUUGAUGAAGAAGAUUUACCAAAAAUAUUUAGAUUUAUUAUUGACCAAAUUGUAGCAUUAAGUCAAGGAUCAGGGUCAUUAUUCUCUCAAAGAUUUUACUUGUUAGAAAGACUAUCUAUAGUCAAAAUUUUCAUCAUGUUGGCAAACUAUGAUGAAUGUGAAAGUCUUAUUAUUCCAUUAUUUGAGUCGCUGUUUAGAAUUGUCACAGACUGUGAAACAAAUCAACCUCAAAAAGUUAUUUCAUAUAUUUGUGAUAUAAUGAUCUCAGUCAUUGAGUCUGUUGAUACUGUCGAUUCAAAGUUAAUUGAAGUGUUAAUUCAACCACUUCUAGAAAAUAGAUCCAAGCUCCCCUCUGAGGAAGAGGAGACCGAGGACAAGGAUGAACAAAACGACGAAGAAUCCCAUUUCUCUGCUAAACAUAUUGCUAAAACCGUUCUAGAUAAGACUCAAGAGCACAUUUCCUCUCAGCUAAACGAUUAUCUCAAUGACAUCUUAAAAGAGCUUGAAAAUACCAAAGACAAGACCAAAUCUUCCUACAAAAAGAAACGUGCAAGAGUUUUCAGCUUGAUAUAUGAGAUUAACCUUGUCUCAUCAAGAUUAUUGUUGACGGUGAUGCCAAAUCUUUGUAUUCAAUUGAAGGAUGAAGACGUUCAAGAGUAUCCAAACAUUUUUGAAACAGACUUUUUGUCGAGAUUCAGUGACAAAGAUAAUCGUGUACGAAUUUACAUGAGCAAAUUUGCCAGUGGAAUGAUUAAGAACCAUCCAGUGAGCAGUAAGACACUCAACGAAAAAUUAGCUGAAAGAAUGAUGGAUCCAGACGAAAAAGUGAGAAGAAAUGUUGUUGAAACUGUCAUCAACGUAGCCAUGGACAGCCCUGCAUUGAUAUCAGAUGAAACCAUGCAAAAACUUCAAGAAAGAGCACGUGAUAAGAAAGCUGUUUUGAGAUUGCAUACAUUAAGUUUGUGUGCACAACUGUAUAACCACCAUGCAACAGAGGCUUUGAAGAUGACAGACUCUUGGGAAAAUACCACCAGUGAUAGACUCGCAUGGAUUCCGAAUAAUGUAAUCAAAUACUAUGCAGAGCAACACGAGCAAGUAAUCUCUCACAGACUAUUUAUUGAAAAAAUUAUUGAUGAAACUUUGUUAGAUCAAGGUGCACUUAGAUCCAAGACUUUAUUAGACAUAUAUAGAAAGCUUGACGAUAUGGCAAAGCAAGUUCUUGAAUCAAUAAUCUCUCAAAAGAAAGUCUUCCAAACUUUAGUGACAAAUUUACUUGAUCUUGAUACAGAGAACACUGAUUCACAAGUUAUUUCUUCUCUGUCAUCAUUACUUCCAGAUGAAUCUCUUGGAAAGAGAAUUUGGAAAGAAAUAUCUACACGAGGAAAAAAACAAAGUGAUGAUGCCAUCAAAGUCUUAAAGGCCUGUCUAAAUAUUAACUCUUCAUUUAAGGAUGUCACCAAACUCAAAAAGAAAGGAGAUGACAAGCUAGUAGGAGACAAAAAAGAAGAGAAGGAUUAUAUGAAAACCGUCAUUCAAAGACUUGCAAUGACUCUCUUUACCAAAGAACAAGCUAAUGACAUGAUCGAAUUGGCACAGAAAUUCUCCAACUCAUCUCAACAUUCAAUGGCUUUAUCGGCCAUGCAUCUUUUGAACGUCAUUGUUCAAUUCUAUCCUUCUCUUGGAAAGGACACUAUCGCAGCAUCUAUUGAAUUGAUGGAAAAGGAGGAAGACUAUGAAAUCAAUCUCAUUACUCUCAAAGUACUCUCUCACACUGCUGUUGAUUUGGAAAAGACAAAGUUCUCUUUGGCUAGUGAUCUUGAAGACAAACUAGUUACUUUCUGUACUAAAGGUAAACCAAAGGAAGUCAAAAGAGCAGCAACUGUCAUCACAAAGGCCUUUAUAUCUCCAGAGAAUAUAUUUUCCAAGAUACUCCUUCAUGCAAAAGACAAUUUAGAUUAUGGAGAACCAUUAUUGACCUCGUUGGCUGCAAUCAGACAAGUAAUUAUUCAUGAAAUUGAAAUGUUUAGAACACAUGAAGAAGAAGUUAUGGACUUUGUUCUCAAUCAUGUUGUACUUUGGGAUAGAGAAGAACGAAGUAGUGACUGGAGCACUCUUUCUUUGGAUACUGAGACCAAGAUUCAAGCACUAAAACUACUUGUUGAUUACACCAUUGCUUGUGCCAAGGAAGGAGUAACGAGUGAAUCCGAAUCUGUGAGCUCAAAACUAGUUGGAAUUCUUUUUGAUAUUCUUACUUAUAAAGGAUCUAUCAAAGACAUCUUGGAAAAGGAUCUAGAAAAAUCAGACAAAAUGGAUACCACCGAAGAAGAAGAUACCAACGAGUCUAAGAAGAAGGAUUCCAACGAAAAGAAAAUAGAAAUUGAUAGAGCCGCUCUUAGACUCAUUGCUGUAAAAUCAAUUAUUAAUCUGACCAAAUCUUCUGAUUUCAACUUGAAUUUGAAGAUGGAACGCUUUUUGCAACUUGCAUUCACGUCAUUGGACUCAUUUGUGGAAGUUAGAAAGGGUUUACUUGAAAAACUUUUCAAAGAGCUUAGAAAAGCCCAGCUAGGCAAUGGAUUUUCUGCAAUUCUUUUGCUAUUUGUUGGUGAUAAGAACGCUGACUUGGCAGUUAGGGCCAAAAAGUAUUUCUCCAAGUUAGUUCCUCUCAAGAGAGCUCUAAUUGCAAGAACGAAGGGUCUUACACUAACAUCUCGCUCUGCAUAUGAUAUCUUCCCAGAAUAUAUUCUUCCCUAUCUUAUAUUUUUGCUGGCUAGACAUCCAUUAUUUGCAUCUGAAGAGCCUCAAUUUUUAACAUUCCAAAAAAUUUUAUAUGCAUACUUUGAUGAAGUCACUCAUGAUAUUGAUAACUUGUCAUUUUUCCAUCAAUUAAUUACCAAGUUGAAACAACGAAAGGAUGCAAUUAAUCUAAAAUCAGUCAAUCACUUGAUAGUUUGUGACAUGGCCAUUUCAAUUGUAAACAGAUGUGCUGAAAACUCUGGCAAGGCUGCAUCCUCUGUACCUUUUCCUGGAAAGAUCUUUGUUCCUUCAUUCUUCAAAACAGCUGAUGGUGACGACGAGGACGGCUCCAAUAUUGACACCAUUAAGACACUUUAUCUACCAAGUGGAUUCAAAUUGAAUGAAAAGCUUGCAAGACAAGUUCAACCAACAGAAAAGCAAACAAAGCAAAAGAAGGCAAAGACGACAACGAAGACGACAACUGUUGAAGGAGAAAAGAAGAGAAAACGUAAGACAACUAAAUCGACCUCAUCUGGUACAAAGAAAAAGAAAGAAGAGGAGCCAAGCAAACGAUCUCUUCCAAGUCGAUCAGCGAAACAAAACAGAAAGAAGAUUGAAGAAAGUGAGGAAGAAAGCGAGCACGAAGAAAGCGAACAAGAAAGUGAGCAAGAAAGUGAACAAGAAGAAAACAAUGACUCGGAAGAAGAAACAACGGUCGCUCCAAGAACGGCAAAGAAAAAACAAUCUAAGGAACCUGCCCAGAGUGUGACUUCGAAAAAGAAGAAGAAGUUUUAA
Molecule: messenger RNA, 3981 nt
Organism: Naegleria lovaniensis
Lineage: Eukaryota; Heterolobosea; Eutetramitea; Acrasida; Naegleriidae
Exons: 4
Coding region: 1-3981 (1326 amino acids)
Biological process (GO): DNA repair; mitotic sister chromatid cohesion
Cellular component (GO): chromatin; nucleus
Source: RefSeq, a predicted model, not a curated record